Messenger RNA from Hordeum vulgare subsp. vulgare (domesticated barley), 769 nucleotides. Its product is annotated as horcolin-like. Lineage: Eukaryota; Viridiplantae; Streptophyta; Magnoliopsida; Poales; Poaceae. Gene Ontology annotation, molecular function: carbohydrate binding. The coding region runs from base 62 to 505 and encodes 147 amino acids. The record is from RefSeq and is a predicted model, not a curated record. The transcript has 3 exons.
ACCCCUCCAUUCUUCUAAACCCACAGAUUGCAGCUUUGCGCAGGUUUCAGGAAGAGCCAAAAUGAGGAAGCCUGCUAUCAAGAUUGGGCCAUGGGGUGGAACCGGUGGCUCUCAGCGCGACGUCCAGCAAAAGCCGAGCCGGCUGGUUAGUAUAACCAUCUAUAGUGGAGGUGCCAUCGACUCCAUUUCCUUCACCUAUGUCAGCGGGGAUUGCGAACAGCAUCUAUCAUCCGGCAAGUGGGGUGGCAGUGGCGGCUCGCCACACACGAUUAGUCUUGACCCUACGAACUAUGUGACCGAAAUCUCUGGGACAAUUGGUGACUGCAAUGGGUACAACGUCAUAAAGUCACUUACGAUUGUCACCUUGAAAGAGGGUCCAAGAACAUAUGGCCAUGUUUACGGGACUCCUUUCCGCGUCCCGGUGCUUGACGGGGGUAAGAUUGUUGGCUUCUUUGGGUGCAGUAAUGCAUAUCUAGACGCCAUUGGGGUAUACGUUACUCCAUGAAUGGUUGGUUGAUGCACUAGCUUCUCGAUCGACCACAGCUCUCCACUGGAGGAAGGAGUAGAAGCACCUGUUUGUACUUGUUGGAAUAAACUUGUUGAAUGUUUCUGUUUUUUCACGUUGUGAUUUAUUUAUCACUUUGUAAAGUGCUUUGCAUGGCAGGGUAGCAUAUGCGUGUGUCAUGUUGACGUAUUGUAGUAUAAUAAUGUAUAAGGUCAUGAUCCUCAGUUCGCGGGAUGGCGCGGCAAGUGUGUAUGGAUGGCAAAA